Messenger RNA from Myotis myotis, 1468 nucleotides. It is a transcript of the gene MYDGF, whose product is annotated as myeloid derived growth factor. Gene Ontology annotation, biological process: positive regulation of endothelial cell proliferation; positive regulation of angiogenesis. The transcript is spliced from 4 exons. The coding region runs from base 360 to 791 and encodes 143 amino acids. The record is from RefSeq and is a predicted model, not a curated record. NCBI's taxonomy places the organism in Eukaryota, Metazoa, Chordata, Mammalia, Chiroptera, Vespertilionidae.
CGCCGCUGCGCCGGAGGCUUGAGCCAAGUGCCCGCGGGGACGGGUUCUGGGGAGGGGCUGCUGCCUGAGGAGAAGGCGCGGACUUCGGGGGUGCGGCCUCAGUAUGAGUGCGGACUCGGGGCACAGUCGCCGGGUUCUGCCCGCAGUCCCUGUCCCCCCUCCCAUGCCCAGACCCAGGCCCCAGACCCAGGCGAGCUCCCAGCCCUUGCAGGCGGGGCGGCCCCGGGUGGGGAGAGGGGAGCUGGAGCCUGACGGGUGCGCGGCUCCGGGUCGCGCGGAAGGUCGGUCCCCUUGCAGCUGUGACUGGGAAGUGGACAGACGCUGCUCUUCCUGCCAUUGCACAAGGUCUCCCAUCUUGCAUGUCACUGAAGGGUGAGGCCAGGCCCUCCUUUCCUGGGGCCGCAGGCCGACGUCUAGCCCAGCCCUGUCCCCAGCUUGUUGGAGAAGUCGCUGCCUCUUCAUCCUCCUCCUCCACCUCUGCGAGAGUAUCGAUUGAGCUGUUUGUGGAGUGCUCGCCUGCAGCCUGGUACUGUGCCGGGUGCUCUCUGUGCCAGGCCUGUUUUGCAGAGGAAGGAACGGAGGCUCAGAGAGGACAAAUAUACGUGUGUGUUCACCUAUGCUUCGCAAGGAGGGACCAACGAGAAGUGGCAGAUGAGCCUGGGGACCAGCGAAGACCACCAGCACUUCACCUGCACCAUCUGGAGGCUCCCCCGUUGUCAGCAUCCCCCACCAGAGUGGGACAUUUGUGGGCAGGGACCGGAGAGCUCCCCAGGGAAGCGCACCGACACUGAGGCCAAGAGGAGGUUGUGGGGAUUGAGGAACUGCAGUCCAGGCAGUAGCCACAGCACCAGAGAGAGGGGUCAGGCUCCCCAGAUGCUCACCUGCCACUGUCACCCUCCGUCAUACUCAUGGUCAUGGGCUCCGCCUCCCUGCCAGGGACUGAUGUCUUGUUCACCCUUCUGGUUACCCCACUGCUGGUGCCCCCUUGAGGGGGUGGUAAGCUGGGGAAGGGAUGGAGGAAAGGGAGUGCAUGGCCCUGGGUGGGGAGGAGGGUGAUGGGACUUCAUGGAAUCGUGUCCCUUCUGCCCUGGGCUCUUCUGCCUCAUAUGUGUCACCUUAAGCAGAGCCAGGCUCUCGAGCAUUUGUUGUGUGCCCGACAGAAAGUCCAAGCUGUGUCUUCACCCUCAGUGGACCAGGGUCCACAGAUCAACAAAUUGGACACAGUGGGAGAGCAGGGACUCACCAUUAAUGAAAAGAAGUGACGCAUUUUUUCUUUAUUGAAUUUAUUGGGGUGACAUUGGUUAAUAAAAUUGUAUAAGUUUGAGGUAUACAAUAAGGACACGACACUUUUUAAUGCAUUUUUAAAUGUUUUUAUUGAUUUUUAGAGAGAGGAAAGGAGAGGGUCAGAUAGAAACAUUGAUGUCCAGUCAGCUGCCUCCUGUAUGCCCCCUAAUGGGGAUCGAGCCUG